AUGGCUGAGCCAAAGUGGCCCGGCGCCGUUGUGCGCAAGACUUUCCUCGAGUUCUUCGAGAAGAGGGGCCACACGAUCGUGCCCUCUUCUUCCGUCGUCCCUCACAAUGACCCCACCUUGCUCUUCACCAAUGCGGGCAUGAACCAAUUUAAGCCCAUCUUCCUCGGAACGAUCUCAAAGUCGGAUCCCAUGUACCCUCUCAAGCGUGCGACCGACUCCCAAAAGUGCAUUCGCGCCGGUGGCAAGCACAACGAUCUUGACGAUGUCGGCAAGGACAGCUACCACCACACAUUCUUCGAGAUGCUGGGCAACUGGUCCUUUGGAGAUUACUUCAAGAAGGAGGCCAUUGAGAUGUCAUGGGAGCUCUUGACCAAGGUCUAUGGUCUGGAUCCUGCCCGCUUGUACGUCUCUUACUUCGAGGGCAACCCUGAGAUGGGUCUCGAGCCCGAUCUGGAGGCCAAGAGCCUGUGGCAAUCCGUUGGUGUCCCCGACGACCACAUCUUGCCCGGCAACAUGAAGGACAAUUUCUGGGAGAUGGGUGACCAAGGCCCUUGCGGUCCCUGCAGUGAGGUCCACUACGACAAGGUUGGCGGCGGCCGCAACGCCGCUCACUUGGUGAACGAGGAUGACCCGAUGGUCGUGGAGAUCUGGAACAACGUUUUCAUCCAAUACGACCGCCAGGCCGAUAAGUCACUCAAGUCUCUCCCCGCCAAGCACGUUGAUACUGGCAUGGGUUUCGAGCGUCUCGUCUCCGCUCUCCAGGAUACCGUUUCCAACUACGCCACCGAUAUCUUCACGCCCCUCUUCAAGAGGAUUGAGGAAGUUACUGGCGCCAGGCCCUACACUGAUAAGUACGGAGCCGACGAUGCUGACGGAAUCGACACUGCCUACCGUGUCAUUGCUGACCACAUCCGUCUUCUGACCUUCUCCAUGUCUGAUGGUGCUGUCCCCAACAAUGACGGCCGCGGAUACGUCCUCCGCAGAGUGCUCCGCCGCGGUGUCCGCUACGCGCGCAAGUACUUCAACGCCGAGAUUGGAUCCUUCUUCUCCAAGAUUCUUCCUGCUCUUGUCGAUCAGAUGGGCGAACAGUUCCCCGAGAUUGUCAAGAAGCAGCAGGAUAUCAUUGAGAUCCUCGAUGAGGAAGAGGCGGCCUUUGCCCGUACCCUUGACCGUGGCGAGGCUCAAUUCGAGAAGUUCGCCAAUGCUGCCAUCAAGAAGGGCGAGAAGAAGCUCACUGGCGCGGAGGUUUGGAGACUCUACGACACCUUCGGAUUCCCUGUGGAUCUUACAAAGCUGAUGGCCGAGGAGCGUAAGCUCGACAUCGACGACGAGGAGGUCAAGGUUGCCCAGGAGAAGGCCCGCGAGGCUAGCAAGGUCGUCAAGAACGCUGCCCAGACUUUCGCCAAGCUGAAUGUCCACCAAAUUGCUGAGCUUGAGCAGCAGCUCAACAUUGCGAGAACGGACGAUGAGGCCAAGUUUGUCAAGGGUGACUCAAAGGCCAAGGUGCAGCUGAUCUACGACGGCAAGGGUUUCAUCAAGUCAACUGAGGGUAUCGCCGAGAACACUCCCUUGGGUCUGUUGCUCGACAAGACCAACUUUUAUGCUGAGUCUGGUGGUCAGGUCGCCGAUUCUGGUCGCAUUGUCAUUGAUGGUGUCGCCGAGUUCAAGGUUCUCGAUGUUCAGAACUUUGGUGGUUACAUUGUCCACAGUGGAUAUCUCGAGGACGGCAACUUGUCCUCUGGCAACGAGGUCAUCUGCGAGUACGACGAGCUGAGAAGAUCACCCAUCCGCAACAACCACACUGGCACUCACAUCCUCAACCACUCCCUCCGAGAAGUUCUCGGCGAUGACAUCAAUCAGAAGGGCUCUCUGGUCGACAACGAGAAGCUGCGUUUCGACUUCUCCCACAAGACCGGUGUGACUAUCCCCGAGAUCAAGAAGAUUGAGGACUUCUCCAACGCCUACAUCCGCCAAAAUGGCAAGAUCUACUCAAAGGAGGUAGACCUCGAUCUUGCCAAGGGAAUUGAGGGUGUUCGUGCCGUCUUUGGCGAGACAUACCCCAACCCCGUUCGCGUUGUGUCUGUCGGCGUUGAUGUUGACACCCUCCUCGCAAACCCCAAGAACGCAGAGUGGCGCAAGGUCAGCGUGGAGUUCUGCGGAGGUACUCACGUUGAGCAGACCGGCCUCAUCAAGGACCUUGUCAUCGUUGAGGAGAGCGGUAUUGCCAAGGGUAUCCGUCGCAUCAUCGCCUACACUGGCGAUGCUGCUCACCAAGUGCAACGCGAGGCUGCUGAGUUCUCCAAGCGUCUCGAUGCACUUGAGGCACUUGCCUUUGGCCCCGAGAAGGAGCAGGAGAUCAAGUCGACCCAGCAUGCACUCAACCAAUUGACUAUCUCCACUCUCACCAAGGAGGAUAUCAAGAAGCGCUUCGACAAGAUUGUCAAGUCCGUCACCGAUGAGCAAAAGAAGCGCCAAAAGGCCGAGUCCAAGACUGCGCUCGACACCGUUGCUGCGCAUUUCGAGAAGAACAAGGACUCCAAGUGGUUCGUUGGUCAGCUCCCGAUCUCCGCCAACGCCAAGGCUAUUGGCGAGGUUGUGAAGCACUUCCAGUCCAAGGACAAGGAGCGCUCUGUCUACCUGUUUGGUGGAAGCAAGAACGAGGGUGCCGUUGCCCACGGCGUCUACGUUGGCACUCACCUGUCCUCACAAGGCGUUACCGCCGAGCAGUGGGCUUCUCAGGUCAGUGGAGUGAUUGGAGGCAAGUCUGGUGGCAAGGAGCCUACCCGCCAAGGACAGGGCACCAACGCCGAGAAGCUGGAUGAGGCUGUUGCCGAGGCAGAGAAGUGGCUGAAGGAGAAGCUCAAUAUUUGA
Molecule: messenger RNA, 2871 nt
Organism: Colletotrichum acutatum
Lineage: Eukaryota; Fungi; Ascomycota; Sordariomycetes; Glomerellales; Glomerellaceae
Product: alanyl-tRNA synthetase
Exons: 3
Coding region: 1-2871 (956 amino acids)
Biological process (GO): alanyl-tRNA aminoacylation
Cellular component (GO): mitochondrion; cytoplasm
Molecular function (GO): nucleic acid binding; alanine-tRNA ligase activity; ATP binding
Source: RefSeq, a predicted model, not a curated record